AUGCAAUUUAGGAAAUGUGUUAAAGCUGAUGAAGUGGCCUAUUUAGCUGUGAUAAUUGAGGAGACCGACAAGAACAAGGGAGCUCAAGGAAUACUUGUAGUUGAGAAUUUUUCUGAAAUUUUCACAGAUAAUUUGUUAGGACUACCCCACAACAGAGAAGUAGAAUUUCACCGUUCGUUCACCCUUUCCAUCGUCUUCCUCCAUCGCCAUUCGUUCCAGAGCUUUCACCGCCUCCAAGCUCAGUCGCCGCCGCCAAGCUCAGAGACACCACUUUCCUCCAUCCCCGACUUGGAUCAUGAAUGGAGUUUUGAUAGUGAUGAAAAUGUGAAUAUAGAAGAUGGAGUUUGUGUGGAUGAUGGAGUGAAUGUGGAAGAUGGAGAUGAUGGAGUGAAUGUGGAAGAUGGAGUGAAUGUGGAAGAUGAAGUCAAUGUGGAUGAUGGAGUGAAUUUGAGACCUUGUUCGAGUAGUGGUCCGAAUGAGCCAUUCAUCGGUAUGGUAUUUGAUGACGUAGAAGAUGCUCAAGCAUUUUACAAGGUGUAUGCAAGAAAAAAAGGUUUUGCUAUUCGAACCAAUCAUACACGAUUGUCGAAAGAGGAGAAAAAACUAAUUGCUGUAGACUAUGUUUGCUCAAGGGAAGGAUUUCGACGGGAAAGGAGCAAACAAAAAGAACGAAUAAUUUCGGAACCUGCUGAGACAAAGAUUGGUUGUAAAGCAUUGAUGGGGAUAAAAAAAGUGGGUGAGAAGUGGAUAGUAUGUAAGUUUGUGCUUGAACAUAAUCACUUGCUACUUACACCAAGAAGUACUAGUUUGCUUCGUGGACAUAGGAUAGUGACACGUGUCCAAAAAAACCUUAUUAUGACUUUGAAUGAGUCCGGUGUACCGACAAGGAAGAUAAUGUCGGUGUUGAGUAAAGACGCAGGGGGCGACUUUAACGUUGGUUGUAUUGGCAAGGAUGUGGAGAAUUACUUGGGGAACAAAAGAAGAAAAUUAUUUGAAGAAGGAGAUGCACAACGAUUAUAUGCCUAUUUCUUUGAUCGACAAUGCAAAGAGCCUGGAUUUGUGUACUCAAUGCAAGUUGAUGAGAAUGGGUGCAUGGGAAGUUGUUUUUGGGCAGAUGCAAGAUCAAGGGCGUCGUACCAAUAUUUUGGGGAUGUGGUCACAUUCGAUGCCACAUAUUUGACAAAUAUUUAUAAGAUGCCCUUUGUGCCAUUUUCUGGAGUUAACCAUCAUCACCAAACUAUAAUGUUUGGUUGUGCCUUGUUGGUUAAUGAAACAGCUGAGUCAUAUGUAUGGUUAUUGAGAACAUGGCAAGAAGCAAUGCUUGGACGAGCCCCUUCAACCAUAAUUACCGAUGAUGACAAGGCUAUGGCAAAGGCCAUUGGAGAGGUACUCCCAAAUACAACUCAUAGAUUAUGUUUGUGGCACAUUCUGCAAAAAUUCCCUGAACAUUUGGCUUAUGUAUAUAAUAGAUUUCCGGAUUUCCAAAAAGAUUUCCAUCAUUGUAUUCAUAACACAAUUACAAUUGAUGAGUUUGAGCAUGAAUGGAGUGUUAUAUUAGUGAAGUAUGAGUUAGGAGAUAAUACUUGGCUGCAAAAUCUUUAUAACCGACGGGAGAAGUGGGUUCCGGCUUACUUGCGUUCAACAUUUUGUGCCGGCAUGUCAACGACUCAAAGAAGUGAAAGCAUGAAUAAGUUUUUCAAGGAUUAUGUUCGUUCCAGUACUAUGGUCAGUGAUUUUGUGCAUCAAUAUGAGAAAGCAUUAGAUGCACGUUAUUUUAAAGAGAAAGAAAAGGAUGUGCGAACAAAAUCAACUUGUGCCAUAUUGAAAACAUGUUACAAAAUUGAAGAAGAAGCUUCCAUAGUCUACACAAGAAAGUCUUUCACAAUUUUUCAAGAUGAGCUUUUUAAUAGUCAACGCUACAACUCAACUAAAUUUUCCAACGAGGGCGAAAGCAAGACUUAUAGAGUGGUACCUCAUGGCAAAGAAACCCCUCUCUAUCAUGUGACCUUGGAGAGUGGAGGAGAUAAGGUGACUUGCACUUGCCAUAUGUUUGAGUUUAUGGGAAUUCUCUGUAGGCAUAUCCUGUGUGUACUUGGAAAGAAAUCAAAAUUAGAUUGUUUGUCACAACACCAUAUUCUAGAAAGAUGGACUAUCAAUGCUAAGAGUCGACCUAUUAUUGACAUUCCCAUUCUCGAAGGGCAUGUAACGCCACAGGAUGAUCUAGCAAUGAGGAAAAACUCAUUGAUGAUGCAAUUUUAUGUCAUUGCGGAACUUGGGACAAAGUCAAGGAAAAAACUCAAUCACCUCUCCCUUGCCUUAGAUAAGGUCCAUAACGAGCUACUUCUAAUGGAAGAUGAUGACAAUAUUGAAGAAUCUGUGGGCCCAGUUGGAAGGGAGUCAACCUAUGAAUCCAUUUCUCAAAGAUCUCAGGUUGUCUCCAAUUUUUCACAAACAAUACAAGAUCCUCCACGAGUGCCCACGAAAGGGCGUCCAAAGUCUUUGAGGGCAAAGAAUCCAAAAGAGAUGCAACCAACCAAGAAAAGACGUUGUAGCGUUUGCAAAAAUGAGGGACAUGCUCGGAACAACUGUCCUUUAGUGAGGGAUAUUGGGCAUACAGUCCAGGUUGACAGCACUAACUUGGAUUCUUAA
Messenger RNA from Juglans regia (Persian walnut), 2649 nucleotides. RefSeq names its product protein FAR1-RELATED SEQUENCE 5-like. The coding region runs from base 1 to 2649 and encodes 882 amino acids. The record is from RefSeq and is a predicted model, not a curated record. The transcript has 4 exons. NCBI's taxonomy places the organism in Eukaryota, Viridiplantae, Streptophyta, Magnoliopsida, Fagales, Juglandaceae. Gene Ontology annotation, molecular function: zinc ion binding.